Molecule: messenger RNA, 590 nt
Organism: Miniopterus natalensis
Lineage: Eukaryota; Metazoa; Chordata; Mammalia; Chiroptera; Miniopteridae
Source: RefSeq, a predicted model, not a curated record
CCAGGGGGACCCAGGAAGCCGGAAAGGGACUCAGUGGCCUUUGAAGAUGUGACUGUGACCUUCACCCUGGAGGAAUGGGUUUUACUGAAUCCUUCACAGAAGAAACUUUACAGAGAUGUGAUGAGGGAAACAUUUAGGAACCUGACCUCAGUAGGAAAAAAAUGGGAAAGUCCUGACAUUGGAGAUGAGUAUAAAAACCAAGGGAGAAAACUAAGUUUUUACAGAAGUCAUAUGAUAGGUGGAGAAAACUUCAGCCUUAUUCCAAGUCUCUGUCUGAACAAGACAACUCUUUGUGGAGUACAACCAUGGGAAUACAUAGUGUGUGGGAAAGUCUUCAUGCAGCAGUCAUCUCAUAAUAGGCACAUCAGAUGUCAUAAUGGACACAAGUCAUAUGAGUAUCUGACCUAUGAAGAGAAGCUGUAUAAAUGUAAGGUAUGUGGGAAAGCCUUCGUUAUUCAGCUUCACUUCAAGUACAUGAAAGAAUUCACACUGGACAGGAACCCUAUCAUUGUAAACAAUGUGGAAAAGCCUAUAGAUAUCAUGAAACUCUUUUUUUUUUUUCUUUAAAACAUAUCUUUAUUGAUUUCAGA